Messenger RNA from Echinococcus granulosus, 465 nucleotides. RefSeq lists its product as hypothetical. The record is from RefSeq and is a predicted model, not a curated record. Gene Ontology annotation, cellular component: cytoplasm. NCBI's taxonomy places the organism in Eukaryota, Metazoa, Platyhelminthes, Cestoda, Cyclophyllidea, Taeniidae. Bases 1 to 465 code for a protein of 154 amino acids. The transcript is spliced from 5 exons.
AUGGAGAUAGGGGAUGAUGCUACCGCUGUUGUAAAUACGGAGCCAGUAAGUGAGGGGGAAGAUAUCUUGAACAGAGAAGAACUUGAAAGGGAGCUUGUCGCUACUGAGGAUGACAUUCAAACCUUGAAGGAGGCUCUUAAUGUCAAGAUUAAACAUUUGGUCGAGAUAAAGAAAAAACUUGGUCACACAGAUAUAACCACCAUUUCCUACGAUGUUAGAGAAGGUUUAACUCGAUUUGGCGAAAGUGAGACCAUGCAGAAAACUCAACGUGCUUUCGCUCAAGCUCGAAGCAAGACAAUUGAUGUUGCGGAGGACGUAAAGGAGAAAAUAACCACGUCUUUCGAAAACAUUAAGAAUUCAGAUGCCUUUAAGAACAUCUCGGAAACCAUGGGCUCCGCUUUUGGUACCAUUAAGGAUGCCAUCGUGAAAUCGACCUAUGGUACACUGCCGGAGGAUGGGGAUUGA